Messenger RNA from Eublepharis macularius, 1403 nucleotides. RefSeq names its product transmembrane protein 68-like. Bases 289 to 1224 code for a protein of 311 amino acids. The transcript is spliced from 7 exons. Gene Ontology annotation, cellular component: membrane. The record is from RefSeq and is a predicted model, not a curated record. Gene Ontology annotation, molecular function: acyltransferase activity. NCBI's taxonomy places the organism in Eukaryota, Metazoa, Chordata, Lepidosauria, Squamata, Eublepharidae.
AGAUAUGAAUCGUAGCCUUAUAUAAAAAGGCUACACUUGGAGAAGUGAUGAGAAAGAUAAACACCUCCAACACCCAAACAGCUGUGAACUGAGCAGCCACUGGAACCAUAUCAUUGCUUGGCUUCUGAAUCAAACAGCAAGAAGAAAUUCAAAACAAAGGAAAAACUUUCAAGUGAGACUGCUCCUACAAGUUCAUCAGUUUCAAAAGCUGUGGAAAGGAGGCGUUCUAACCAACGGCCUGGAUACUGGCAAGGAACAAUUACAAAUACAUCCUAUACUUCAGCACAGAUGAUAUACCCCACGGAUCUAGCUUACAUAUUUGAAGAAUGGACUGGAGCAGAGCACUUGCAGGAAUAUAUUUUUUCAGGAAUCAGCUGGUUGCUGAUAGCAUUAGUGGCAGUUCCUUUGUGGCUCUUCUGCUAUAUAUACCUAUCUGCUUUUAUUGUCCAGAUCUUUGACAAGAUUUCUCAAUUAACAGGAUAUUCAUCUAAUGAAUUACAACAAAAAUGCUUUUUGGUAUUAGCAUACCUCUGGGACAGCUUUGGGAAAAUAUGGCAUGGUUAUGAGCUACAUGGCCUAGAAAAUAUACCAGACGGACCAGCUCUUGUCAUUUAUUACCAUGCUGCGCUUCCUAUAGACUAUAUAUUUUUUAUAACCAGGCUCUUUCUCCAAAGGAAGAUAAUUUGUCAUACAGUGGUUGAUCGCUUUGUCUUUAAACUGCCAGGCUAUAAAAGACUUCUAGAAACAUUAUGUAUGUUUACUGGAAUGAAGAAAGAUUGUCUGUCUCUUUUGAAAGAUGGCAGUUUGAUGUCUAUUUCACCAGGGGGAACACGAGAAGCCCUCUUUAGUGAUGGGACCUAUAAAAUUAUGUGGUGCAACCGUACGGGAUUUGCUCAAGUUGCCAUAGAUGCAAAGGUGCCUAUCAUUCCUAUGUUUACACAGAACGUCCGUGAAGCAUACAAGACACUAGGAAAUAUACGAAUACUGAAAUGGCUGUACGAAUAUAGCCGAUUGCCACUGGCUCCUGUAUAUGGAGGGUAUCCAGUCAAAUUGCGCACCUACUUGGGAGAGCCAAUUUUGUAUGAUCCAAAUAUAACUGCUGAACAGCUGGCUGAAAAGACAAAGAUUGCCAUCCAGGCUUUAAUAAACAAACACCAAAAACUACCAGCAAAUACAGGAAGAGCUCUGCUGGAACGAUUCAUUGGCAAUGACAAGAAAGGCUAAUUGUGUUGAACAGACUGUGUGUGUAUAUUUGCUGAAAAUAUAAUCGACAUGCUAGGUUACUGAUUCUUGUCAAACCUGUAUAUUUUCUUUAGAAAACUGCUAAAAAUGUAAGUUUUCAAGGUCCUCACCAGAUUUUUCCUAAUAAUUUAUUUCAUUUGCAAUAAAGUCCAUAAAUAUAA